GCUUUACUAUCCAUAUUUCUUGAAGUUUCUUGCUGGCUGCUGAGAAACCCUAAUUAUUAGCUUCUCCCCAAAACCCUCCCUCUGUUCGUCGCCACCACCGCCAACUCUACCACAAUUUUGAGAGAUUCAUGGCAGGAGAAUCGGAUACUUCAACUUGUGCCUUAGCAUGCGUUAAGUGUGGAAAGCCUGCUAAUCUUCAAUGUCCUAAAUGUGUGGAACUAAAGCUUCCUCGGGAGGGCGCAGCAUUCUGUUCCCAGGACUGUUUUAAGGCAUCAUGGAGUUCUCAUAAAGCAGUUCAUUCAAAGGCAAAGAUUUCUAGUACUGGUGGACAAGAUUCGGGUUCUCUUAAUGAUGGUUGGUUAUAUUGUACAAGAAAAGGGCAGGGCCGGUCACCAAAGGUUCCCCAAUUUAAUUGGACUGGAACACUUAGGCCCCAUCCCAUAUCAAAAACACGUGUUGUACCUGCUCAUAUUGAUCGACCAGACUGGGCUUUAGAUGGAAUCCCAAAAAUUGAGCCUAACAGUGAUUUUCAGCAUGUUGUUGAGAUAAAAUCUCCAGAUCUAAUUUCCAGAUUGAAAGAGACUUCACGAAUUGCUAGGGAGGUUCUGGAUGCAGCUGCUCGUGUUAUUCGUCCUGGCGUGACCACUGAUGAAAUUGAUGAUGUUGUUCAUGAAGCAACAAUUGCUGCUGGGGCAUAUCCGUCUCCAUUAAAUUAUCAUUUCUUUCCAAAGUCUUGCUGCACCUCUGUUAAUGAAAUAAUAUGCCAUGGUAUUCCAGAUGCAAGGAAAUUGGAGGAUGGCGAUAUUGUAAAUGUUGACGUGACAGUCUAUUACAAAGGUGUUCAUGGAGAUUUGAAUGAAACCUAUUUUGUGGGCAAUGUUGAUGAAGAAUCUAAGCGUCUGGUCCAGAGUACUUAUGAGUGUUUGGAGAAGGCAAUAGCCAUUGUAAAACCAGGGGUGCGUUUCAGGGAAGUUGGGGAAGUGAUCAGUCGGCAUGCUUCGAUGACAGGUUUCUCCGUGGUCAAAUCAUACUGUGGUCAUGGCAUCGGAGAGCUCUUCCAUUGUGCACCAAAUAUUCCUCAUUAUUCAAGAAAUAAAGCUGUUGGCAUCAUGAAAGCUGGGCAGGUUUUUACAAUAGAGCCUAUGAUCAAUGCUGGUGUUUGGCGCGAUAGGAUGUGGCCUGAUGGUUGGACUGCUGUUACGGAAGAUGGAAAACGUAGUGCCCAGUUUGAACACACUCUUUUGGUGACUGAAACCGGUGUUGAAGUUCUAACAGCGCGAUUGCCAUCUUCACCCAACAUGUUUCCAUGGCUUAAUAGCUCAUCAUAGGAAAAGGGUUUCUUGAUUUUCAAUUUGGAGUUUUGUUGGGGGAAAAUAUUUUUACGACUAAAUUGUUGAAUUUUGAAUUGUUUUCUUUGGCAUUUAUUCUUUACUUGAAGGACAAAUAUUAUUGACCAAGUUUUUUUCAUCAUGGAUAUCUUUGUGCU
Impatiens glandulifera is the source of this 1486-nucleotide messenger RNA. RefSeq names its product methionine aminopeptidase 1A-like. Bases 129 to 1328 code for a protein of 399 amino acids. The record is from RefSeq and is a predicted model, not a curated record. Lineage: Eukaryota; Viridiplantae; Streptophyta; Magnoliopsida; Ericales; Balsaminaceae. Gene Ontology annotation, molecular function: metalloaminopeptidase activity. The transcript is spliced from 17 exons. Gene Ontology annotation, biological process: proteolysis.